CGAAUACAAGCUAUUGAUGCAUCUAUAGAUCUAGAAGACUAGCGUUAAAGCACCCAGGUCUCCACUGUAUCAGACUCCCUUUCGCAAAGGCCCCACAGGGGCCGUUCGGCCACGAUGGCCGACGUGUCCAUAGAUGUCCAACAAUUCUGCCGGCGCUUAAAGCGACUCUAUGACUGCUGGACGAGCCAGCAAGAUGGAGUAUGGAGUGGCGCCAACGUGCUGGCGGUGGCGGUGGGCGCUCCCUCGGAGGAUCUUCGUUACUUAAAGUCUAGUUCGCUUCACCUCUGGCUUUUCGGUUAUGAGCUGCCAGAGACGGUCAUGCUCUUCACCAGGGCGCGCGUCCUCGUCCUCACGAGCCAGAAGAAAGCCUCCCUGCUCCAGCCGGCCGUGGAGGCGUGCGCCAGGGGCGAGGCGGGCAGCGCGCGGGUGGAGAUGCUGGUGAAGCCGAAAGCCGAUGACGGAGCUGGCCUGUGCGGGCAGCUGCUUGACGCCGCACGGGAGGCGGAGGCGCACCCAGUGCUGGGUCAGCUGCCAAAGGACAAGCACACGGGCAAGCUGAUUGAGGUGUGGAAUGCAGCGGUGGCGAACAGCGGCCUGCAGCAGGUGGACGUGAACGGCGGUGUGGCGGACCUGCUGGCCUGCAAGGAUGCCAAUGAGAUCCUGAACGUCAAGAAGGCCGCGCUGCUGGCUGCCAAGGCCAUGCAGAACUGGGUUGUUCCCAAGGUGGAGGACGUGGUGGACUCCGGCAAGAAGACGAAGCACAGCAAGCUCAGCGAGAUGUGUGAGGAGGUGAUCACGGACCCCACUAAGGUUCAAGUCAAGCUUAAGGCGGAGAAUUGCGAUAUCGCCUACCCACCCAGCUUCCAAUCCGGCGGAUUAUACGACCUGCGGGUGAACGCCCCGUCCAGCGACGCGCCCCUGCAUGACGACGGCGUCAUUGUCGUCUCGCUAGGCACCCGCUACUCCUCCUACUGCGCGAACAUCAGCCGCUCCUACAUCAUCAACCCCUCCAAGGAGCAAACAGCGCAGUACAACGCGCUGCUCGCCGCACAGGAGGCAGCCAUAGCGGCGCUCCGGCCAGGCGCCCCCUUGACAGCGGCCGGCGAGGCCGUGGUCAACAAGCUUAAAUCCAUGGGGCAGGAAGCGCUUGUGCCGCUGCUUUCGCGCAACGUCGGGUUCGGCAUGGGCCUGGAGUUCAGGGAGGGCACGCACGUGCUGCCGCUGCCGGGGUCAGGCAAGGCGGCCGCGGCAGGCGAGGACGGCGCGCCCCGCGUGCGCCCGGGCAUGGUCUUCAACGUCUGCCUGGGUGUUGUGGGCCUAAGUAACUCGGAGGCGAAGGACCCGAAGGCGCGCAACUACGCCUUGCAGAUUGCGGACACGAUCAUUGUCGUGGAUGGCGACCGGCCGAACGAGGUGGCCACCACGUCAGCGCCUAAGAACUUUGACAAAGUCACCUACACCAUCCAGGAGGACGAGGAAGGGGCGGGUGCGGAUGGCCGGCUCGAGGACGUCACGAACGGCGCCGGGCCGAACCGCGGGUCGGCUGGUGCUGGAGCGGCGGCUGGGGGCUUCAAGAAGGCGCUGCGGUCGGACGACCCCACGUUCAAGUCUGCUGAGCAGCUCAGGAAGGAGAAGCAGGAGGAGCUCCUGAAAAAGAAGAACGAGGAGACGCUACAACGCUUGACAGCCCAAGCCGGGGGGGCGGGUGGCGCCGCAGGCACCAGCGGGGCUGUUGGGCGGAAAAUAAGCGAGACGCAAGCGUACCGCAGUGUCACGGAGAUGCCCAUUGCCCGAGACCUACGAGUCCAGGUGGACAGCAAGGCGGAGGCCGUGUUGCUGCCCAUCUAUGGCGUCCUGGUCCCCUUCCACAUCACCACCAUUCGCAACGUCACAACGACCAACGACGCUGGUGGCGACGCCGCACUGGUCCGCGUCACGUUCAACCUAGGCCCCAGCUACGAGCCCAACCAGCGCUUCCCCAACGCCAUCUUCCUCAAGGAGCUCUCCUUCAAGUCCACGGACGUGAAGCACGCCAACAAGGUAGCGCUAGACAUCAAGCUGCUUCGCUCCUCCAUUGCGCAGCGGGACAAGGAGCGGGCGGAGCGAGCAACGCUGGUGGCACAGGAGAAGCUGGUCCGCGGGAAGAAGGUGUUCAAGCUGCCUGACCUGUGGAUGCGGCCGGCAUUCCCUGGCAAGGGCCGCAAGGUGCCCGGCUCGCUAGAGGCGCAUGCAAACGGCUUCAGGUACCAGACACCCAAGGGCGAGGUCCUGGACGUCAUGUACCGCAAUAUCAAGCACGCGCUCUUCCAGCCGGCGGAGAACGAGAUGAUCACCAUCCUCCACAUGCACCUGCACAACCCCAUCAUGGUCGGGAACAAGAAGACCAAGGACGUUCAGUUCUACACUGAGGUGAUGGAUGUCGUACAGACGCUGGAUGGCGGCGGGCGGCGAAACAUGUACGACCCGGACGAGCUGGAGGACGAGCAGCGCGAGCGCGAGCGGCGCAACAAGAUCAACAACGAGUUCCAGCAGUUUGUUAAGCGGGUGCAGGAGAUGUGGAGCAAGGACUGCCCGGAUCUCAGCCUGGAGUGGGACAUCCCCUUCCGGGAGCUGGGCUUCAGUGGUGUGCCGCACAGGUCGACGGUGUUCAUGAUGCCCUCGGUGAACUGCCUGGUGGAGCUGACGGAGAUGCCCUUCUCCGUCAUCACGCUGGCGGACAUUGAGAUUGUCAACCUGGAGCGUGUGGGCUUCAACCUCAAGAACUUUGACAUGGCCAUCGUGUUCAAGGACUUCACGCGGGACGUGCUCCGUAUCGACGCCAUCCCGUCCAAGAGCCUGGAGGGCAUCAAGGGAUGGCUCACGGACAUGGGCAUCAAGUACUACGAGUCCAAGCUCAACUUGCAGUGGAAGCCCAUCCUCAAGAACAUCCUGGCGGACCCCGUGGGCUUUGUGGAGCAGGGCGGCUGGGACUUCCUCGACAUGGAGAAAUCCGAUGACGAGGAGGAGGAGGCCGAGGCGAGCGAGGAGUACGCGCCCUCUGGCGACGGAGACGACGAUGACGAGAGCGAGAGUGACGACGAAGAUGACAGCGACGAUGCGAGCCUGGAGGAGGAGGAGGAUGACGAUGAAGAGUACGGAGACGAGGAUGAGAGCGAGGGCAAGGACUGGGACGAGCUGGAGGAGGAGGCGCGCAAUGCGGACAAGGCGCGCAGCUACUCGGACGACAGCGACGAUGAGCGGCGUGGCAAGAAGCGGAAGGCACCUGGCGCUGGAGGUGGAGGAGCUGGCGCCGCUGCCGCUGCUAAGCGCCGGAGAUGAUCAUGGGGCUAUGUGGGAUCAUGGGAGGGUUGCACUGAAUCGUGAUGGGUUGUUCGGGGGCUUUGACUUUGUGUGCCUGUCGACGUGGGCUCGUAAUUUUGGUUCCAGGUGGCCCAUGUGCCGAUCUGGAUCCGUGUAGCUUUGCGCUUUGCCACUCAUGCGGCUCAGCAGGUUGGCGCCGGCGUUCAGCCUUUGUUUACUAGGACUUGAUGCCUUGAACGAAUGAGAUCUAUUGCCCUCAUCAGGGCCCCAGAUGCAGCGUAAUUCAGACGGCAGUCAGCCCGUCUUGGCUAACAGCAAGAGGGCCCAUAGCGAUUGUGCCAUGGCGUGUCUGUGGGUACAAGUAGGAACACUUGAGAAGUGCCUAGUUGCACGUUUGCAAGUGCACCGACUGCCCGCUGCACUUGCAGACGCUCGUUGUUGGAGUCAUACGGCACCUCGCCUGCACACCCAUAGGACGCUGGGUACGGAAGGAACACAGGAACUUUCUCAUGGCGGCACGGAAGGUCGUCGUUAGAAGGGUUUGGAUCGG
Molecule: messenger RNA, 3850 nt
Organism: Astrephomene gubernaculifera
Lineage: Eukaryota; Viridiplantae; Chlorophyta; Chlorophyceae; Chlamydomonadales; Astrephomenaceae
Source: the annotation of a GenBank genome assembly